CUGAAGUUUUUAUUCUUGCUUCGCUCUAAUUCCAUAUCGACAGUAGUCAGUUCGAGACCAUCGAUUCUGCGGCUGUUGCCACCAGCGGCGUUCGAGUGCCUGCCGAGAAAGACUGCAAUCCGGUUUUCUAGUGCGAGUGGCUGGUUGCUUUCCGGGAAGGACAUUUUCGGCAAUAUUUACCAUUUCGGGUGAUGGCCAGUUUCGCGAAAGUGCUUACCGUUUCGUGGUGACCGAUGCAGACAAAAAAUGGAUUACCAGCAAGUUUUUUUGUUCUUGUGAAAAAGUUAUGUGUGUGUGAAUAAUUCUGUCUAGUUUUUCGUCCCUGUUUCCUCCCAUCAAUCAGUUCCCGCAGUGCUGUGGACUGUGUUCAAAGUAGUUGCAAUCUCUUAAAAAAGGUGCUGGGAAAAGAAAAAAAUAUCAAUCAAUAACGGUGUACAGGGAAAGAAAAGUGGCAAAUUUGAGUUGCUUUACUUGAAGCGCAAAGUGGAAUGCAGCAGUGCUACUUUCUGUGGCAGAACGACAAAAAGUAGGUGGGUCUGGUGUUCCGAAGGAGGAGCUGCUGUUCGGACGAAGGGAACGAACUUCACAUUCCAACAUUGAAUGCAGUAGGAGAAGCAAGCACUAUGUCCAGCGCCGGAACACGUAACGGAGUAAAGGAGGCCAACGCCAGCGGGCCCCGGGUGGUUACGAUUCACAAAACCGAAACGGGCUUCGGAUUUAAUGUCCGCGGUCAGGUCAGCGAGGGUGGCCAACUGCGGUCAAUCAACGGAGAACUGUAUGCCCCACUGCAGCAUGUAAGCGCCGUGCUGGACAACGGAGCAGCCGAACUGGCCGGCAUCAAGAAGGGCGACCGGAUUCUGGAAGUAAAUCAUGUCAACGUCGAAGGUGCUACACACAAACAGGUGGUCGAUCUUAUCAAAUCCGGUGGAGAUACACUCACUCUAACGGUUAUAUCUGUAACGCAACAGGAAGCAGAACGACUAGAACCCACAGAAGAUCCCGGUGGAUACUCGUACAUCGAUUACUCCGAAAAACGCAGUCUCCCGAUCAGCAUUCCCGACUACAAUAUAAUCCAUCGGGGAAAUGAGCGUUACGUGGUGUUCAACAUCCACAUGGCGGGCCGACAGCUGUGCUCUCGGCGAUACCGCGAGUUUUCCAUCUUGCAUCAAUUUCUGAAAAAGGAAUUUACCGGAUUUAAUUUUCCUAAGCUGCCCGGCAAGUGGCCUUUUCAGUUGAGCGAGCAGCAGCUCGAUGCUCGCCGGCGAGGGCUCGAACAGUACCUGGAGAAGGUGUGCGCCGUGCGGGUCAUCGCUGAGCACGAUGCGGUACAGGAAUUUCUCACCGACUCGGAGGACGAUAUCGCGGCUUCGCCGGUCGACAUUAAGAUCAUGCUGUCGGACCACAGCGUCGUGACGGUUUCGGUCCGCAAGUCGGCCAACGCUCAGCUGGUUUGGGAACAAUUAGUACAACGAGCGAGUUUGACCUCUUACACACAGCAAUACUUUUAUCUGUUUGAAAUCGUUGAGUAUAACUUCGAACGGAAACUGCAGCCGCACGAGAUUCCCCAUCAGCUGUACGUGCAGAACUACAGUACCGCGUCGAGCACAUGCCUGUGCGUGCGCCGAUGGCUCUUCUCGAUCGAGCGGGAAAUGACGCUCCCGACGGGAGAACAAGCUGCCAAGUACAUUUUUUAUCAGGCCGUUGACGAGGUAAACCGGGGCAAUAUCCGCGCCGAUGGACGACUGUACGAGCUGAAGGCUCUGCAGGAUUCGAAGAAAGCGGACGAGUAUCUCUCGCUGGCGAGAACACUGCCCGGCUACGGUGACAUCGUGUUUCCGCACUGCGCCUGCGACAGCCGCAAGGAGGGUCACGUCGUGCCGGCUGUCGGGAUGAAAAGUUUCCGACUGCACGCGUGCCGCGAAGACGGUGCCCUGGAGGCACAAACCGUCGAACUGCAGUGGGCAACCAUUUCGCGCUGGGAGAGCGACGAGGAAUCGAUGGCAUUCUGCUUCCAGUACAGUAGAUCUGACAAGCCGCCGCGGUGGGUGAAGGUGUUCACCCCGUAUCAUGCAUUUUUGGCCGAUUGUUUCGACAGAAUAAUGGAAGAACGUUCCUGGGACGACACCGGAGAGUAAGCUGCUCGAACUGAAAACCUGCCGUUUCUUCGCUUUUGCAUUGCCGCAGUCAGUGGAGCGCAGGUAGGAUAGCAAUUAGACAAAUUUAAUCUCCCAACAUAAUUUAUUCGCAACACUGGCAAAAUGAGUUCGUUAGCAGCGAUUAACCACCCUAUGUCCGGAAGCAUUAGGCAGUAUUUGUUAGGCUGAAAGCUAAUUUUUUUUUCUUUUGGACGUCGUAUACUUUUUGAUAGCAACAUUUCGUGACAGCGUAUUUUCGUUACACACAUAUAUCCAGCCGACGCAGUACCUUUUUCAUAGUAUUACACACAUUCAGAAAAAAUAUGCUGAACAUCUGCCUUUGGUAUGAGACCGUUAGGUGGACCUAAAACAGUCUGGAAAGGAAGUAUACGCUCUCUUUUGUUGCGCUCAUAGUAUUUUUUUGUGAUUUCUUGAAUUAUCAAAGCAUUGUAAUUAUCUUUUUAUGAUUAACAUUAUGAAUAUAACCACUACAGAGAAAUGAAUAAAAUAAAAUGUUUGAAAAUAUUGUUCACGGUUCUGCAAUAAAAAAUUGGUAAUGGACUAUUUCGAAACGAAAAAAUGUGAUGCAGCUGCAUCUUUCAAUUUUUUUACUGACGUCUUAGGGGCCUAACAGCUCUCGAAAAAAUUGAAUCUGCCUUUGGAAAUUUGUCAUAAUCCUAUGACAUCAGUCGUAUCUUGGACACUGAGUAAAACAACACCGUGUUUAUAAUAAAAUCAAGCUAUUGCUUAAGAACUCUUUAAAUGCAGUAAUCACUCACACACACACUGAUUAGUUAUUCGCAAAAAAUAUGUUAAAAAAAUAUGUAUUUGCGUCCUAAAGAAGAAAGUAUAUAUGUGAUUUAAUUAAUCAAACAAAAAUGUAUCCGCUUAACAAUAUUUUAAAUAUAAUUCAUGUGAUUAUUAGCUCACGUAAGAUAAACAUAGACUUAAGUUUCCCCUGCCGGAGUAAACUCUUUCCGUUCAGUUAUGUAUGGUACUUACUUAUUCGGAUCGUUGGUAGAAGAUUUUUAUUUCAUUGCAUUUAUUGGCGCUCAAAAUGAUUUGAUAUAAAUAGACAAUGUACGCAAAUCAGUUUCAAGAAUAAUUAGUACCUUCCCUACUCCAUCGCCGUUUUUCUCGAUGUUUGUAACAGUAGGUAGUAGGUUGCAAGAUGGCAAGACCAAUCCAAUUGAAAUUGUAGCUAAUGAUGUAGUCUGGCACUGAUUAACGCAUUUAGUUGACAUCCAGAAAACACUUCUCGGUGGGAAGGCGCUACUGUUAUUCUUGGUUACAAUUGUCUUAACGGAGAACGGUUGUUACACUAUUAUAAAACUUCGAACAUUUCGUUCAAAUUUGCCUGAAUACAUUCCUUCGAAGUUGGAAACUAUUCGACGAUUUUUAGACCGUAAUAACGUUGCCUCGCUGUACGCCUAGCGUACAAGUUGCGCACCAGUUUUUGCAAACGUUUGUUGAUACGGUUAUCUGCAAAAAAAAGUUGAUUUCUGUUUUGAUGAAACAUUUUACGUAUAUGUUUGUGUCUGACAACAACACAAGUUAGAGUUACAAAAAUGGUAGUUUUCGAUGUAAUAGUGUCUAAAUCAAGCAAAUAUUCAGAAAAUACAACAAGAACCCGAUUUCAUACAAUUUAUUUGAAAGAAAAUAAAAACUAGUCUAUCAGACACGUAUCCUGCAGCAUCAUUUCCGAUUCAAUAGAUGUAAAUUUUCUGGUACCAGAUUCGUGCGAUCUAUGCAGAAUAAAAAAAAUGUUUUGUAAAUAUUCGUCCUAAAACACACACUUAUAAUUAUCUGCAUUGAAAAGAUAUUAAGCCUCUAUACUUAAGGAACGGAUUUCAAUUAAAACAAACGGAAACACCCUGUUAUCAUAUACUAUUAUAUCAAAACCACUCUUCACAAAUCCAGAGCAAAAAGCUUGCAACAGAUAGUUGAUAUAAUGCAAUGUGUUAAUGUGGAAUAUCCCAGAAGAUCUAUGAAAAUUUAGAAUAAAGUUUAUGCAUCCGGUUGAUAUCAAUACAGAGUAGUUUACAUUAUACCUAGAAGCUCGAACAACACAAAAUGAACAACCAAACGCAUAUAUAAAUGAAUUCUAUAAAGCAGAAUAAGUAGUUAACCAACAGCAGUUGAAUCGCAAACCCGAAGUGAAAUUUGUAGAGACACAAACGUUGGAAAUAGAAUCACACACACACACACACACACUAUUCAGUAACGAUCCUACACCACUCAUCUCUGAUUUGUAGGCCACUGACCAUAAUCGUAAAAUUGAACAAACAAAAUAUCAUCAUUAUAACGUACUAGUAAUGAAACCGGUCGACUGCAGUUG
This is a messenger RNA of Sabethes cyaneus, 4473 nucleotides long. RefSeq names its product sorting nexin-27 (gene Snx27). Gene Ontology annotation, biological process: signal transduction; intracellular protein transport. Lineage: Eukaryota; Metazoa; Arthropoda; Insecta; Diptera; Culicidae. The coding region runs from base 624 to 2135 and encodes 503 amino acids. The transcript is spliced from 5 exons. Gene Ontology annotation, cellular component: early endosome. Gene Ontology annotation, molecular function: protein binding; phosphatidylinositol-3-phosphate binding. The record is from RefSeq and is a predicted model, not a curated record.